CAGAAAAUGCGUAGCGUCGGCUGCUCGGCGCAGGCGGAGAGAGCCCAGAGUGAAGCAGACUCCUCUCCAGCACCACUCCGUCCUGCUGACAUCCUCUCAGCCAGCAAGUAGUACACAACCAGGGCCUGUUCCCUGUCUCAACUUCGGACGCGUUCGACUCUGAAAAUCUCGGAGAAGACCCCCCAGUCUGUGGACACCGCCGUCCUCGGGCUCGGGUUAGGGUAGGAUCUGCGAGGGGGGGCGCGCAUCGGUCCUAAAGCAAGCGAGAACAUGUUGGACCCGUCGUCCAGCGAGGAGGAGUCGGACGGGAUAGUGGAGGAGGAGUGCAAGGAGGCAAUGGCACCUCAGGCCGGCGGAUCCCGCAUCUCGCCGAGCCGGACCAGCGAGAGCUCGGGCGGACUGGCGCCCAGCAGCAGCAGCCGCAGCAGCGCCCGGCCGACGAGCCCGAGCCCCUCCGCCGUCAGCGAGGAGAAGGAGGACCUGGAGAAGAUGCACCGGGAGGAAGAGGAGCGCAAAAAGAAGCUGCAGCUCUAUGUGUUCGUCAUGCGGUGCAUCGCGUACCCGUUCAACGCCAAGCAGCCCACAGACAUGGCGAGGCGGCAGCAGAAGAUCACCAAGCAGCAGCUUCAGCAGACCAAGGAUCGCUUCCAGGCCUUCCUGAACGGAGACACGCAAAUUGUAGCUGAUGAGGCAUUCAUCAAUGCCGUGCAGAGUUACUCCGAGGUGUUUCUAAAGAGUGACCGGGUGGCUAAGAUGGUCCAGAGCGGCGGCUUCUCAGCCAGCGAUUUCAGAGAAGUGUUCAAGAGGCACAUUGAGAAGCGYGUCCGAAGUCUGCCGGAGAUCGACGGACUGAGCAAGGAGACGGUGCUCAGCUCCUGGAUGGCCAAGUUUGACACCAUCUACCGUGGCGACGAGGAUCCACGAAAGGCUCAGCAAAGGAUGACGGCCAGCGCAGCUUCCGAGCUGAUCCUCAGCAAGGACCAGCUGUAUGAGAUGUUUCAGAACAUCCUCGGCAUCAAGAAGUUUGAACACCAGUUGCUUUAUCAAGCCUGUCAGCUGGACAAUCUGGACGAGCAGGCUGCUCAGAUCAGAAGAGAACUAGAUGGUCGUCUUCAGAUGGCGGACCAGAUUGCCAGGGGUGGGAAGUUUCCCAAAUUUGUGUCUAAAGAGAUGGAGGCCAUGUACAUCGAGGAGCUUAAGUCUUCCGUCAAUCAGCUGAUGGCCAAUCUAGAAAGCAUGCCCGUGUCCAAAGGUGGGGAGUUUAAACUCCAGAAACUGAAGCGGGGGCACAACACCUCCAUCAUCGACAUGGGCCAAGAGGACGAGAACACCCUGUCCAAAUCGGAUGUGGUCCUCUCCUUCAAUUUGGAGGUGGUGAUCAUGGAAGUGCAGGGGCUGAAGUCGUUGGCUCCGAACAGGAUUGUUUACUGCACCAUGGAGGUGGAGGGAGGCCAGAAGCUCCAGACUGACCAGGCGGAGGCAUCCAAGCCAACCUGGGGAACCCAGGGAGACUUCACCACCACACACCCUUUGCCGGCUGUCAAGGUGAAACUGUUUACAGAGAGUACAGGCGUGUUGGCGCUGGAAGACAAAGAACUGGGCAGGGUUGUCCUCCACCCAACACCAAACAGCCCCAAACAAUCCGAGCUCCAUAAGAUGACAGUGACCAAGGCCUGCCCCGACCAGGAUCUAAAGAUAAAACUGGCUGUGCGCAUGGACAAACCACAGAACAUGAAACACUGCGGGUAUUUGUGGGCUUUUGGGAAGAAUGUCUGGAAACGCUGGAAGAAGCGUUUCUUUGUUCUUGUACAGGUGAGCCAGUAUACGUUUGCAAUGUGCAGCUAUAGAGAGAAAAAGUCUGAGCCACAAGAACUUCUGCAGCUGGAUGGGUAUACUGUGGACUACAGUGACCCCCAGCCAGGCCUGGAUGGAGGCAGAACUUUCUUCAAUGCGGUGAAGGAGGGCGACACUGUGAUCUUCGCCAGCGAUGACGAGCAAGACCGCAUCCUAUGGGUCCAGGCCAUGUACCGUGCUACUGGCCAGUCCCACAAACCCGUCCCACCUACUCAGGUCCAGAAACUCAACUCCAAAGGGGGCGCUUCGGCUCAAAUGGAUGCCCCCAUCUCUCAGUUCUCUGGACUCAAGGAYGCUGACAGAGCUCAGAAACAUGGCAUGGAUGAGUUUAUCUCCGCUAACCCGUGUAGCUAUGACCACGCCUCGCUUUUUGAGAUGUUGCAGAGACUCACAUUGGACCACAGGCUCAAUGACACCUUCUGCUGCCUGGGAUGGUUCAGCCCAGGCCAAGUGUUUGUCUUGGAUGAGUACUGUGCGAGGAAUGGAGUUCGAGGUUGUCACAGACAUCUGGGUUACCUGCGUGAUCUACUGGAAAGGGCAGAAAAUGGAGCCAUCAUUGACCCCACUCUCCUUCACUACAGCUUUGCUUUUUGUGCAUCCCAUGUUCAUGGGAACAGGCCAGACGGGCUGAGCACAGUGAAAGUGGAYGAGAAGGAACGCUUCGAAGACAUCAAAGAACGGUUGCGUGUGAUUUUGGAGAACCACAUUGUAAAUUUCAGAUAUUGUUUCCCCUUCGGUCGUCCAGAGGGUGCACUGAAAGCCACUYUAUCUCUGCUGGAGAGGGUGCUGAUGAAGGAUAUCGUGACUCCCGUUCCUCCAGAGGAAGUUAAAGGAGUUAUCCGCAAAUGUUUGGAGCAGGCCGCUCAGCUCAACUACCAGCGGAUCACAGAUUAUGCCAAAAUUGAAGUUGAGAAAGGUCAAAAGGAUCAAAAGGAUCCAGAGAACGUAGGCCGCUUAGUCACGCCUGCCAAAAAGCUGGAGGAAACAAUUCGCCUGGCGGAGUUAGUCAUAGAGGUCCUCCAGCAGAACCAAGAACACCACGCGGAGGCGGCAGUCACAAGUUCUGGAGAUCAAUCGGGGAAAGAGGCGUUUGCAUGGUGGACAGACCUCAUGGUGGAGCACGCAGAGAACUUCCUGGCCCUCUACGCCAUCGACAUGGACGCCGCUCUGGAGAUCCAGUCCCCUGAGAGCUGGGACAGCUUCCCCCUCUUCCAGCUCCUCAACGACUUCCUCCGGACAGACUAUCAUCUGUGCAAUGGAAAGUUCCACAAACACCUUCAGGAUUUGUACGCCCCUCUGGUGGUUAGAUAUGUGGACCUGAUGGAGUCCUCCAUCGCACAGUCAAUUCAUAAGGGCUUUGAGAGGGAGUCCUGGGAGCCUGUAAAGAGUUUAACAAGUAAUCUGCCCAAUGUGAAUCUACCAAAUGUGAACCUCCAAAUUCCCAAAGUACCAAAUCUGCCAGUGCCCGUAGCAGGACUAUCAGUUAACCUUCCACAAAUGCCUAGCUUUUCUACCCCGUCAUGGAUGGCUGCUAUAUAUGACUCUGAUAACGGCUCUGGGACGUCAGAAGACCUCUUCUGGAAGCUGGACGCCCUUCAGACUUUCAUCAGAGACCUGCACUGGCCAGAGGAGGAGUUCGCAAAGCACCUCGAGAGUCGCAUCAAGCUCAUGUCGAGCAAUAUGAUUGAGAACUGCGUCAAGCGCACCAGGAUGGCCUUUGAGUCUAAGUUGGUGAAAAGCAGUAAGUCCACUGAUUUCCGUAUUUCUCCAUCAUUAUGCACCAUGUUCAACGUGAUGGUGGACGCCAAGGACCAGUCAGCUAAACUCUGUGCCAUGGAGCUGGGCCAAGAGAAACAGUUCCACUCCCAAAUCGAUGAACUGAUUGAGGAGAGUGUGAGAGACAUGAUCCAGCUUCUGGUGGCUAAGUUUGUUGUCAUUCUGGAGGGAGUGUUGGCUAAGAUUUCCAGAUAUGAUGAAGGAACUCUCUUCUCCUCUUUCCUUUCAUUUACGGUGAAAGCUGCCUCAAAAUAUGUGGAUGUACCUAAACCUGGGAUGGACGUAGCCGACGGCUACGUGACCUUUAUGCGCCACUCUCAGGACAUGCUUCGAGAAAAGGUCAAUGAGGAGGUGUAUAUAGAAAGGUUAUUUGAUCAAUGGUACACUGCCACCAUGAACCUGCUGGGGACCUGGCUCACUGAACGCAUGGAUCAGCAGCUUCACGUCUACCAGCUCAAGAUCCUCAUCAGGGUCACAAAGAAAAAGUACAGGGACUUCCGCCUGCAGGGCGUCCUGGACUCCACCCUGAACAGUAAGAUGUACGAGACGGUGCGCACCAGGCUGACCGUGGARGAGGCCACGGCUUCAGUGAGGGAGGGGGGCAUGCAGGGCAUCUCCAUGAAGGACAGCGACGAAGAAGACGAGGAGGACUAGAGCCUGUGUACCGACACUCCAACCCGUCUGUCCGUCUGAACCCGUCCCCCCUCCUCCUCCACUUCUCUCCCCCCCCUCCUCCCUUUCACACUUUUGACUUUAGCCUGGUUACUGAUGCAUGUACCAACUCAGAUAGCCACUCUAGGACCUCUUUGUCAGCUCGAAAUGCCUAUGAAGGAACUAUUAAGUAUAAAACUAGAAAUUGUAAUGGAAAAAAGGUAAAAAAAAUAAAUAAAACAUGAUUGGCAGUUUAGCUGUGUCAUAAUAAAGAUAGAACCUACCUUUGAUCUUCACUCAUUUCUAAAUUCAUUUCUAUGUGUUACUAAGCAAUAUGGAGAACCAUUUGUUUGACAAUGUUGAGUGAGAUUAAUCGGUGUGUCCCUGUCCAAUGCAAACUUAUAUGGCGCUUCUUUGUCGUACUUUACAUUCAUUAAUGGUACAUUGUCGUGAUGACGAGUGUGUGGACCCUUUUCUUUGUCUUGUCCGUUUUUAAGUGAAUGCCAACUGCUUCAGACUAAAAAGAUGAAAAACAAACACAAAACAAAAUAAAAAAAAAACAACAACAACUCUGUAUUUGUUCUCGCCUGUUAAAAAUAAACUGUCGUCCGCUCACGGUCUCUAAAGCCGACAGGAAGUACUUGCAUUUCCGUCCCGUGUUGAAGCUGUGUGAUCUCAUCUCGAUUACGAAUUUAGACAGGAUUCAAAACUCCGAAACGUGAGGAUUCAGGAGAUGCAAUAUGCUCAUAGAUCCAUUUUGAUAACUUGGAAGAUUCUAUUUUUAUUUCAACAUUAAAAAAUGAGCCUAGAAACAGGUUGUAUUUUAAUUGAGUUGCACUUUUACAGAGAUAAAGAGCAAAAAACAAUUUUUUUUAUGAAAAAAAAACCUAAAAGUUGGUCCGUCUUUGUUCUGUAACUGUGUAGAAUGAGAUGUCUGGCAUUUGUUUGGGUCUCACUGUUGUUUUGUAUAUAUUCUAUAAAUAUAUAUAAAUAUAAAUGCUGUACAUUGCAUUCUGAGCCAUCGCUGCAUGCCUGUGGGUUCCUGCCCCGCCCCCGCUCCCCUCCUUCCCUCCCAAACGCUUUUCUGUUUUGUGUGAAUUAGCUGGUGAAUUCAUUCUUGCUUUUGCCUUAUGAAAGCCAACAGUUGUCAUAUGCAAGAGCUGUGGCCUCGAAAUAAAAAUUAUUGUACAUGUGCA
Austrofundulus limnaeus is the source of this 5477-nucleotide messenger RNA. It is a transcript of the gene cadpsb, whose product is annotated as Ca2+-dependent activator protein for secretion b. The record is from RefSeq and is a predicted model, not a curated record. Lineage: Eukaryota; Metazoa; Chordata; Actinopteri; Cyprinodontiformes; Rivulidae. Gene Ontology annotation, cellular component: glutamatergic synapse. Gene Ontology annotation, biological process: dense core granule exocytosis; positive regulation of exocytosis; synaptic vesicle exocytosis. Bases 271 to 4284 code for a protein of 1337 amino acids. The transcript is spliced from 32 exons.